UACAGUCCAAGUAAAAACAUUCUUCACCUUAUUAGUUAUUUCCCCUUUUAAAUAUUUUUUGACAAUAUAGUUUUCAUCCCCUUAAUAGUAAUACGGAGUAAGUACGAUAGUAUUUAAAUUGCAUAUACGGUAUUACUUAGAUAGUACUCCGUAUGAAUUAGACCAUUGUAAAGGUAUAUAUACACAUACGCGCUCACAUAGUUUUGCAUCCCAUAUCUCUUAAGAUAUUAUUCUUCUCACAUUUCCACCUCUUCUAACUAGUUCGCCGGCAAGAAACCAACCGCCAUGUCGGAGGAGAAGCACCACCGCCACCACUUUGGCCACCGCAAAGACGAUGAAGAGGAGAACAGACAGCCUUCCUAUCCGGACAGGACGACAGCCUACGGCGAUGAUAUAAACAAUAACGACACUUAUGGCGCUUAUGAGAAGCCCUAUGGCCAACAAACUGCCACCGCCUACGGAGGAGAUGAUGACUCCUCUUACAAUUAUGAGAAGAAAACCACCACUGAGUAUGGGUAUGGUCAAGACUCGUACGGCGGCGGUCAACAAGCUGCUGACUAUGAUGACGACAAGCCUGCCGGGAGAAGCCAUGAGGAUUUCGAAAAGGAGAAAAAACACCACAAGCAUCUCCAGCAGAUUGGUGAGCUUGGCACCGCCGCCGCCGGUGCCUACGCCUUGUAUGAGAAGCACGAGGCAAAGAAAGAUCCGGAGCACGCGCACCGACACAAGAUAGAAGAAGAGGUCGCUACGGCGGCUGCCGUCGGCUCCGGUGGGUUUGCGUUCCAUGAGCACCACGAGAAGAAGGAAGCCAAGGAAGAGGAAGAAGAGGCUGAGGGACACAAGAAGAAGCACCACUUCUUUUAAUGGAUUAAUAAACGUUUUGAAAUUCCAAAAUAGGAGUAUCCUGUUUUUUUUCCUGAAUAGGAGUAAAUUUCUACCAAGUUUGACAUUACAAGGCUCUAAACAUGGCUUUUUUUCAAACUUGCCACAUUACUCGUAUUCAGGGAACAAAAAACAUGAUACUCUUAUUUUGAAAUUUCAAAAUGUUUUUACUCCUAUUUAGGAUAAUUUCUGUUAAUAAUUUACUACACGUAUUUGCAAUUACGUAAUUUAAUUUGGAUCGUAUCUGCCAUCUGCAUCUUGUACGUUUAUUUUGUGUACCACUGCCUAUAUAUUUAUACAGUCCGUACGUGUGUGAAUAAUGGCCACCCCUUUAAUUUGGUCUUGUCAGUACUUUGAUGUAAGAGCUUUUAUACGCUGUUUUAUUCAAUAAAUUAUACUCCAUAUGUCUGAUGUUUUUUUAAGGACCGUAUGUACUAUGUCUGAUGUUGAAUUACGUGUUACGUAAUUCAAUGUUUUUACUUGGACGGUAAUUUUUAUCUGGUCUGAUCUGAUAAAUGUCUGGUCUUUGUAUAUUUUAUAACUAUCCAAGUUAGAUUUGGUUUGGUCUUAUUUGAUCUAGUCUGGUCAGGGUCUGUUCAAGUAAAAAUAUCCUAGUUCCAAUUACAAUACAUGCUAAAUUGGAAUACAAGUAUUUCUUCCGCUG
This is a messenger RNA of Cuscuta epithymum, 1546 nucleotides long. The record is from the annotation of a GenBank genome assembly. Lineage: Eukaryota; Viridiplantae; Streptophyta; Magnoliopsida; Solanales; Convolvulaceae.